UAGCGAGUUUAAUUGUUGAUAAAUAUUAUUAUUUAAAAUGGGACGUCUUGCCGAGAUUGCAGGUGAUGAAUCAUCAAAUGACAAAUCAAGAACAUUUGUAUUCCAAGAAGAAGGUCAUACACUAGGAAAUGCACUACGUUCAGUCAUUGCACAAUAUCCACAUGUUAAUUUUUGUGGUUACACAGUUCCACAUCCAGCUGAAGCUAAAAUGCAUUUUAGAAUACAAAUGAGUAAAGGACGUGCAAUUGAUGCAUUAAGAAAUGGUCUUGAAGAUCUUGAAAAACUUUGUGAUCAUACAACUGAAAAAUUUACACAAGCAUGGCAAGAAUUUGAAAAAAAUCCAGUUAUUGAUGUAAUUAAAAAACCAGAAAUACCAUAAAUUUAAUUGGCUAAAAAUCA
This is a messenger RNA of Aphidius gifuensis, 399 nucleotides long. It is a transcript of the gene l(2)37Cg, whose product is annotated as probable DNA-directed RNA polymerases I and III subunit RPAC2. Lineage: Eukaryota; Metazoa; Arthropoda; Insecta; Hymenoptera; Braconidae. The transcript is spliced from 3 exons. The record is from RefSeq and is a predicted model, not a curated record. Gene Ontology annotation, molecular function: DNA binding; DNA-directed RNA polymerase activity; protein dimerization activity. Bases 38 to 379 code for a protein of 113 amino acids. Gene Ontology annotation, biological process: DNA-templated transcription. Gene Ontology annotation, cellular component: RNA polymerase I complex; RNA polymerase III complex.